Molecule: messenger RNA, 1039 nt
Organism: Juglans regia (Persian walnut)
Lineage: Eukaryota; Viridiplantae; Streptophyta; Magnoliopsida; Fagales; Juglandaceae
Exons: 4
Coding region: 237-788 (183 amino acids)
Source: RefSeq, a predicted model, not a curated record
UAGUUAUUUCUCCGUCUACUCCUUUUCUUGUUACGAUGGAAUUCAUAUCAAAGGUCGAGGUUUGCGAUAAGUUUUUAAUUUUUUUUUAGAGAUAACCCUUCACGCCGCCAUUGGAGUCGACGUUUCCUGCCUCUUUCCGAAUAUACAAAUUACAAAUCUUUCUUUUUCUCGCUCCCCGGGGAAGGUUGCGAAACCUGCGCUGUUUUGAUGAACUAGGCAAGAGUUGAGUACAAGAAAUGCCUGUCAGAAAAACUGAUUUUCUGAAGUCGAGAAAAGAUUUCCCCAGCCAGCUGGAACUGCCCCAACAACAUCCUGAUGAGCAGGAAAAAAAUACAUCUUGUGUAUCUGCAUCUGCAUCAAUUCCUAUAGCUUCUCUGAUAACCGUUUUGCCCGGUAGACCACCAGUUUCUAUUUUUCUUAAAGAGCCUGGCAAUUGUUGUCCAGCUGCUGAAUCCAAUCACCUUCGGUUUACUUCUGAACACGGCAUUCCUCAUUCAGCUGAUUCUAGGGGGAACACUGAUAACGAAAGGAAAGAACAGUUACUAUAUAUACAGAAGCUUUUGAACCUCCACGAAGAGUAUGAUAAGAGGGAUAACAUUCAAAUGUUUUGUCAUUUAUCAUCUGUUGAGCUUAGCAGAUAUGCCGUCGAUUUGGAGAAAAGAUCAAUCCAGCUAUCAAUCGAGGAAGUGAAAGAGAUCAGAAGGAUGAAUGCUCUAAAUAUAUUUGGAAAGUCUUCACCAACCAGCCAUCCCUCGCCAACAUUUCAACAAGUUCAAACCAAAAGGUGAAUGGCGAUUAUAUUUGUCAAAUUCUAGUGAUUUUGCUGAUGACCAGGUAAAUGAAUCUGCUUCAAUUUCUUCAUUUUUCCUUUCCAUCUUCUUGGUUGGCCUGAAACGAAUCUACCUCUUUUUGGUUACUGAGAACCUUGCGCUUAGGAUCGGAAUUUACCAAUUAUAAUCUGUCAUCUUUUAUCUUUGAGCGGUAGAAUUAGUGAGGGAUCGGGAAUAAUUUUCAAUAUGACCCCUUCUUUCAUGGUGGA